Messenger RNA from Symbiodinium natans, 879 nucleotides. The record is from the annotation of a GenBank genome assembly. Lineage: Eukaryota; Dinophyceae; Suessiales; Symbiodiniaceae.
AUGGUGGCUUUGUCGGCUGUUGUGGGUGCUGCUGUCAAGCGCGUCGGCGAGUCAGCGCCGCUGUCAGCCCUCGACAGCGAGUCCCAGGCAAGGCACACAGACAUCACCGCAUUCUGUAGUUGGGCACAGGAAGACGGGCGCUACCAGGAGCAGAAAGAGGUUACGAAAGCCACGGACAAGGGCAAGGUACCCGCUCCGGCAAGAGCACAAGCUCGAGACCAGGUCUUUGCGUGUGAGAUGGAAAAAGAAGGCCGGGAUAGCGUGUUCGGUUCUGGCCCAGGAGUUGCCCAAAUCACAGACUCAGGGGCAGGUCCAAAUCUCCCAGAGGACGUUGACAUGCACUCGUCCUCACCUUCACCGCCAGAGAGCCAGCACCGUCCAGAAAGCCAGCCAACCCCAUUCUGCUGGGAUCCACCCAUACUGAGAAAGGUCCAGGCGACAGUGCCAGAUUCUGUGCCAACUCCAUUGCUACAAGAGUCAGUAGCUUGGCCAGCUUCGCAGCCCGUACCACCACCGCCGCAAGCCUUCCUCGACAGUUUGCCGACUCCUUGGUUCAGCCAGCCAACGCCGAAAGUGGAGCUGUCGGACCUCCGAUAUAUCAGUGAUCCAACGCCCAUGCCGCCGAAGCAAGAGGAGGAUGCCCUACCAAGCCCCAGCAUUCCCACGCCAUUGCCCGCAGAGCUUUGUUCCGCCGGAGAAGGGGCUCCCAGCAGCCGUCCGGCCAUACAAGCUGCAGCCGCUGAUGCAGUGCCAUCGGCAACGGCUGACGGCGCACCACGGGCCCCACAGGACUCUCCGUUUGCCACGUCGCUGGAUGUCUUGUCCUUACCACGACAGGCUGCAGGCACCCUCACAAAGCAGGGCACGGGCGCCCCUUGA